Alosa sapidissima (American shad) is the source of this 1751-nucleotide messenger RNA. It is a transcript of the gene foxd3, whose product is annotated as forkhead box D3. The record is from RefSeq and is a predicted model, not a curated record. The transcript has a single exon. Gene Ontology annotation, biological process: cell differentiation; anatomical structure morphogenesis; regulation of transcription by RNA polymerase II. Bases 263 to 1366 code for a protein of 367 amino acids. Lineage: Eukaryota; Metazoa; Chordata; Actinopteri; Clupeiformes; Clupeidae. Gene Ontology annotation, molecular function: RNA polymerase II cis-regulatory region sequence-specific DNA binding; DNA-binding transcription factor activity, RNA polymerase II-specific.
GGCUUUAAAAGCACGUGUCAUCUUGACUUCGCACUCAGAAAUCACACCUAGUUUCUAGGAAAUACGGCUAGUAGGAGAUCUGGCGUGAAACACGCAUGAGUGUGUUUAAACUUCAGAUGCCAGUCGAGUGGAGAAAUAUUUUCUAAAGUGUAAGUUUCACUGGCAGGCCGAAGUGACCUGCAUUUAGAAUUGGUUGACAUCCGAUCUGACCGCACCGGACCCUACUCUUACCUUGGGUUGUUCUUGGGUAAAGUAAGCGGUGAUGACCCUGUCUGGAGGCAACAGUGCCAGCGAUAUGUCCGGUCAGACGGUGCUUACAGCCGACGAUGUGGAUAUUGACGUGGUUGGAGAAGACGACGAGGGAAUGGAGCGGGACAGUGAUUGCGAAAGCCAGGGGAUCCAAGACCGAGGGGACGAGAUGGAAGAGAUCGACGUGAAAGAGCGCAGCGGCAGUCCCUGCGAAAGCUCCGGAGAGGGAGAGAAGGGGGACGGACAGGACAGCUCCCCCGGUGCUAUCCAAAGCAAGCCGAAGAACAGCCUGGUGAAGCCUCCCUACUCCUACAUUGCACUCAUCACCAUGGCCAUCCUGCAAAGUCCACAAAAGAAGUUGACGCUCAGCGGCAUCUGUGAGUUCAUCAGCAAUCGCUUUCCUUACUACAGGGAGAAGUUUCCUGCAUGGCAAAACUCAAUAAGACACAACUUGUCCCUCAACGACUGCUUUGUCAAGAUCCCGCGGGAACCAGGCAACCCUGGAAAAGGCAACUACUGGACACUGGACCCCGCGUCAGAAGACAUGUUUGACAACGGUAGCUUUCUUAGAAGGAGGAAACGAUUCAAGAGGGUCCAGCCAGACAUUCUCAGGGACCAGACCGCACUCAUGAUGCAGAGUUUUGGGGCGUAUAGCAUUGGGAAUCCUUACGGUCGUCACUAUGGAUUUCACCCGGCAGCCUACACGCACCCGGCGGCUUUGCAGUACCCGUGCAUAUCCCCAAUGGGUCCGAUGCUUCCCCCCGCCGUCCCCUUACUGCCAUCCGCUGAGUUAAAUCGCAAAGCCUUUAACUCACAGCUUAGUCCAAGCCUACAGCUUCAACUCAACAGCCUGAGCACUGCGUCCAUGAUCAAGUCUGAACCUUCCAGCAGACCAUCUUUUAGUAUAGAGAAUAUCAUCGGGGUAUCCAGCACUUCGUCCAAUGCACAGACUUUCCUGCGGCCUCCUGUAACCGCGCAGUCUUUACUGGGGGCACAAUCUCUGUCUCUCACCCGGACAUCUAUCGCCCCUAUACUCAGCGUCCCUUCAAAUAUUAUUUCUGGACAGUUUCUGCCUACAGUAUCAUCGGCAGCUGUUUCCAAAUGGCCGUCCCAAUGAUGGGCCUAAUAAUAAAAAAUAAUAUUUUUUGUACACACGGUUUUUGGGGGGAAGACUGUAGCCUACAGCACGAAAGAGGCUCCACUGGACACUGUAUGCCAAAAUGUAGCCAUGUAAAGAUUUUAAAAGAGAAAAGAAAAGAAAAGGAAUGCUAUCUGUACAGGUAAUAUUUGUAAAUAUUUGUACAAAGAAAUCACUUAAUAUGUUUGGAUUUUCCUGUUUUGUUUCAUAGUUUGGACUGUAUGAAAGUCGCUAAAAAGGCUGUCUUAUUUUAUUUUUAUGUUAUUUUUUUAUUGAAAACUCAGUGCGAGUUUUUUCCUUUAAUUAUGACAUUUUGUUUUGUUUUUACAACAAAAUAUACAAAUGUUCUUAUAAAAUAGAACGA